AUGUUAAAGUCCGACAGUAGGAAAAUGGCCCUGGAUCCACGAUUCUACAACAACAUCGGAGGGCAGCCUGAUCAUUUCGCGUCUCAGGGACGAGUCUGCACACCUCCCGUCGAGUCUCCGUCUGGCCAAUAUUAUUACCCUGGUACGAACGGCGGUGCCCCACCGAGCAUGGCAUCGUUCACGUCCGCAUCCUCAGCCAUAUUACGAUCGACCGCGUCCACACCGUCGUUUAGAUCGAGAGAAAGCGUCAUGGCGCCUGUGACCAAGGCAGAAAUGCCAAUUAAUAGCGGAGGAAACGUGAAGGUCGUUGUGCGAGUUCGAGCGUUUUUGCCGAGAGAGAUAAGCCGCGGAACAGAAUGUCUGGUGUCAAUGAACCCCCAGACACAGUCGACUACCCUGUCCGCGCCAUCGUCAACCAGCGCCUAUGACUCUCCGAGCGCGAGAGCGCAGAGCAGGAGUAAAGCGGUUGAAGAUAAAAGUUUUACGUUUGACAACUCGUUCUGGUCGCACGAUAGGGCUGAUCCACACUAUGCUGAGCAGGAGGACGUAUAUAACUGUCUGGGUGAGGAGUUUUUGGACCACAACUUUGAAGGAUACCAUACAUGUAUCUUUGCAUAUGGACAGACAGGAUCAGGGAAGAGUUACACUAUGAUGGGGACUCCUGAACAACCUGGAUUGAUACCUCGGACUUGCGAAGAUUUGUUCCAGCGUAUUGAGAACUCGGAGUCCCCAGAUAUUACGUAUAAUGUCCGCGUUUCCUACUUCGAAGUGUACAACGAGCAUGUCCGCGAUCUGCUAGUCCCCCGGACAGACCCCCCCUACUACCUCAAAAUCCGAGAGUCGCCAACAGAUGGCCCAUAUGUGAAGGAUCUAACAGACGUACCAGUUCGGAAUAUCGCUGAGAUCAUGCGUUAUAUGCGGAAAGGAGACGCCUCCCGGACAAUUGCCAGCACGAAAAUGAACGACACCAGCUCUAGGUCGCAUGCCGUAUUUACCAUUAUGCUCAAGCAGAUUCACCAUGACCUGUCCUCCGAUGAAACCACAGAGAGAGUCGCCCGUAUCCGGCUAGUAGAUCUGGCCGGUUCUGAACGCGCCAAAUCUACUGAAGCAACGGGGAAGAGGUUGCGUGAGGGUUCGAACAUUAACAAGUCGCUGACUACUUUGGGCCGUGUGAUUGCAUCUUUGGCAGACUCAAAACAAGGACGCCAAACCGGGCGCAAGACUAAAGACGUUGUCCCGUACCGAGACUCUAUCCUGACCUGGCUGUUAAAGGACAGUUUAGGUGGCAAUUCAAAGACUGCUAUGAUAGCUUGUAUUGCACCCGCAGACUAUGACGAGACCUUGUCGACGCUUCGAUAUGCCAAUCAGGCGAAACGGAUCCGUACUCGUGCAGUUGUCAACCAGGACCACAUAUCUGCCGCCCAGAGAGAUGCCGAGAUUGCAGAGAUGGCUGAGAUUAUCCGCACACUACAGCUCAGCGUAAGCCAGCAGGCAGUCACCAAGCGCGAGUCCGAGAUGCAGACGGAGAAACUAGAGGAAUACCAGAAACAGGUCACCAAGAUGCAGCAGUUGAUGGAAGAAACGAAAAUGGUCAGCGAGACCAAGAUCCGGCAGCUUCAAACCGAGAACGAGGCUCUCCGUCUGCAUCUGAAGCUCGCACUGGAAAGUUUGAAGAACCCCAUACCUCCGGUACAGGUUGUCAAGCAGCGAAACAGGCAGAGUAGCGUGCUCUCUAUCCCCGAGAAAGACGAAGGUAGUAUCGAGAUACUAGAGGAAGACGCAGAGAAGGAGAACACGGCGCCUCCAGGCCACCACGACGAUCAGAUAUUGGAUGGCGAGAACCAGGUCGGCCUCAACCGCUUCGACCUUGAAGCCCUCGAAGUCCACGCCGAGAUGGAAGACCUCCUAUCGGACCUGAACCUGUUCAAGAGGAAGCUGGCCGAUGACUGUGAACGGUUCGGCGUCAAGAAGAGACCUACACGGCCCAACAACGCCACUGCCAAUGACUUCGACAGCGAGCAGCCUGCCAUCUCCGUAUCAGAAACAGCUACAAUGGCAACGCCGCAGGACAAAACAAGUGCUCCAGCCCAAGACCAGCCCACUACGACGCCGCUAAGUGCGCCUACUCCGCCAGUCGAGACAGCGCCAGCAACCACCCCGAAGCCAGCCAGUGCUCAGAAACAGGCAAAGGAGAAGCCUGUCACCCCGGGCAGCGCAGAAAAACUAUCUGGCGCCGAACUGAAGAAGAGAGCAAAGGCUGAAAAGGCCUCGAGGCGCGCAAAGGACAAACAGGAACGUCCUCGCCCAGCGACUGAAGACCAUGAAGCGAGCUCUACCGCUGCCACUACUCCGCAGACCCCGCCGACUCCGAAGAAGACUGCUGCUGCUAAGCAGGAGUCUGUGAAGACGCCGAGCAAGUCGUCGAUACAGAGGCGUGGAUCGGUGCACACAUUGCCCACCCCACCAGCGCCGGUCGAGUCGACAUCGUCGAAGAAGAAGAGGAGAGAGGUCGUUGACGAGAAGGUCGUGGCUGUGUUUGGCCAUCUGCCGUGGUAUACCAGGAGAACUGGCAUCGCGGGCGCAAACAAAGAUGUCCAUCCUGCGGUUCUCUCGCUCGGGAUGCAGGUCAAGGACUACGUUAUCUGUGGAAGCAGUGCGCGAUGCGUUGCGACACUCCUGGCAUUCAAGAGGGUUGUUCAGUCUUAUAUCACACCCCCGGGAACGUCCUUGACCAGACACCUAACAACUCAUCUGGGCCACCAGAUCGCCUUUCUUGCGACCUGUCGACCCCUCGCAAUCAGUCAGGGCAAUGCGAUUCGUGCACUAAAGCUAGUUAUAUCAUCCAUCGACCCGUCUGUUCCUGAACCUGAAGCCAAACAAGAAAUCUACGAGUUCAUCGAGAAUUUCAUUCGCGAGAAGGUCACUGUCGCCGGCCAGGUCAUCGCCAACAGCGCCGCGGAAAAGAUAGAUGAUGGCGACGUUAUUCUCACUUUUGCAGGAAGCAGUGUGGUCCAAAGGACUUUGCUCACAGCGCAUAAGCUAGGGAAGAAAUUCCGUGUUUCAAUCAUUGAUACCCGACCUUUAUUUGAAGGGAGACACCUCGCCCAAACAUUAGCCAAAGCUGGAUUAAAAGUUCAAUAUUCUCUCAUCAACGGAAUCAGCCAGGCUAUGAAAGAUACGACAAAGGUGUUCCUCGGCGCACACGCCAUGACCAGUAAUGGCGGUCUAUUUUCCAGAGUCGGCACCGCCUUGGUCGCGAUGUCGGCCAAGGAGAAGGCUGGAGGCAUGAAUAUCCCCGUCAUCGUCUGCUGCGAGACAGUCAAGUUCACAGACCGUGUCGCACUCGACAGUAUAGUGGUCAACGAGAUUGCCGAGGCCGACGAGCUAGUCGCCGCCGAGCCACGCACACAACUUACAGAUAUCCCUCCACCAGUCACCAAUAGCAAACCUGAGACGUCCAAGGGCUCCUCGUCGUCGGCCAUUGAGAUACCAGCACAUUUGAAAAAUCCAAAAUUACCCCUGGAAAACUGGCGCGAGAUGCCUAACCUGCAGCUCCUGAAUAUUAUGCACGAUCUUACCCCGGCAGAGUACGUGGACAUGGUAGUCACCGAGAUGGGAAGUUUACCUCCCAGCGCCGUGCCGGUCGUUCAUCGAAUGAGCACUGAUUCUUAA
Messenger RNA from Arthroderma uncinatum, 3672 nucleotides. RefSeq names its product kinesin-like protein KIF1C. NCBI's taxonomy places the organism in Eukaryota, Fungi, Ascomycota, Eurotiomycetes, Onygenales, Arthrodermataceae. The coding region runs from base 1 to 3672 and encodes 1223 amino acids. The transcript has 4 exons. Gene Ontology annotation, molecular function: ATP binding; microtubule binding; microtubule motor activity. The record is from RefSeq and is a predicted model, not a curated record. Gene Ontology annotation, biological process: microtubule-based movement.